AUGGCUGCACAAAUACUGAAAUCUGAUCAGAUAAAACAGUUUAAGAAGUUUCUCAAAACCUACACAGUAAGCCUACGGUAAACCUGCUUUUUGCAGUGGAGAGACUUCAGGACAAGAGAAGUAAAGCCUGAAGAAUAUCCUGUUCAACAGAAUGAAGCCCUGAUAGCCAGUGUAGGAUGCCUUGGCCAACCACGUAGAGAAGUCCUGAGGGACGGAUCCCUGAUGCGAUACCGGAAAUGA
Balaenoptera musculus (blue whale) is the source of this 240-nucleotide messenger RNA. Its product is annotated as mitochondrial import inner membrane translocase subunit Tim9-like. NCBI's taxonomy places the organism in Eukaryota, Metazoa, Chordata, Mammalia, Artiodactyla, Balaenopteridae. The record is from RefSeq and is a predicted model, not a curated record.